Molecule: messenger RNA, 6673 nt
Organism: Cheilinus undulatus (humphead wrasse)
Lineage: Eukaryota; Metazoa; Chordata; Actinopteri; Labriformes; Labridae
Gene: sdk2b
Product: sidekick cell adhesion molecule 2b
Exons: 45
Coding region: 49-6606 (2185 amino acids)
Molecular function (GO): protein binding
Source: RefSeq, a predicted model, not a curated record
GUGCGUAGCCAGCUCCACCUGGAACGCAACAGGCUGGUGCUGACCUGUAUGGCAGAAGGAAGCUGGCCGCUGGAGUUCAAAUGGAUCCACAACAACACGGAGCUGACCCGGUUCUCACUGGAGUAUAGGUACCUAAUCCCUUCGUUAGACCGCUCCCAUGCCGGCUUUUACCGCUGCAUCGUGAGGAAUCGGGUUGGAGCUCUUCUACAGAGGCGCACAGAAGUACAGGUGGCCUUUAUGGGCAGUUUUGAAGAAGGCGAACGCAGCCAGUCAGUCUCUCAAGGCGAGGGCGCCGUUAUCCAGGCGCCACGUAUUCGCAGCUUCCCCCAACCCCAAGUCACCUGGUACAGAGAUGGACGCAAGAUACCACCUAGCAGUCGCAUUGCCAUCACCCUGGACAACACACUAGUCAUCCUGUCUACUGUGGCGCCAGACGCUGGGAGAUACUACGUCCAAGCUGUAAACGACAAGAACGGAGAGAACAAGACGAGCCAGCCCAUCACGCUGUCAGUUGAAAAUGUCGGAGGUCCCGCAGACCCCAUUGCUCCCACCAUCAUCAUCCCUCCCAGGAACACCAGCGUGGUUACGGGCACCUCAGACGUCACCAUGGAGUGUGUCGCCAACGCCAGGCCUCUGAUAAAGCUGAGCAUCACAUGGCGAAAGAAUGGCGUGUUGGUGACAAGCGGUUUAAGCGAUUUUAACCGCAGGCUGACCAUCCUCAGCCCUAUGGUGAGCGACGCCGGCUACUACGAGUGUGAGGCCAUUCUCCGCAGCAGCAGCGUGCCUUCAGUCAGUCUCGGAGCUUAUCUACAUGUACUAGAACCACCGCAGUUCAUCAAGGAACCAGACAAACACAUCACAGCUGAGAUGGAGAAGGUGGUGGACAUUCCCUGCCAGGCACGAGGAGUACCUCAGCCUGAUAUCGUGUGGUACAAAGACGCUCUGCCCAUCGACCCGGUGAAGACGCCCCGUUACAGGGUCCUGGUGGGAGGUAGCCUGCAGGUCAACGGCCUCCUGCCCGAUGACACCGGCAUGUUCCAGUGCUUCGCCAGAAACUCGGCGGGUGAAGUUCAGACCAACACGUACCUGGCUGUUACCAGCAUUGCCCCGAAUAUCACAGCCGGACCCUCGGACAGCACCGUGAUCGACGGCAUGUCAGUCAUCCUGCACUGCGAGACGUCUGGAGCGCCGAGGCCGGCUAUCACCUGGCAGAAAGGUGAACGAGUGUUGGCCAGUGGUUCGGUCCAGCUGCCCCGCUUCACCCUGCUCGAGUCUGGCAGCCUCCUCAUAUCGCCCUCCCACAUCUCAGACGCCGGGACCUACACUUGCAUGGCAAGCAACUCAAGGGGCAUUGACGAGGCGUCCGCUGACCUCGUGGUGUGGGCUCGCACCCGGAUCACCACACCCCCUCAAGACCAGAGUGUCAUAAAGGGAACUAAAGCCAUCAUGACCUGUGGAGUAACACAUGACCCCAGCGUCACUGUCAAGCAUAUCUGGGAAAGAGACGGCUCAGCUAUCCAGGUCCAGUCCAUUCCCCGCAUGCGACUUGACGCUGAUGGCACCCUCCACAUCUCGCAAACAUGGUCUGGUGAUAUCGGCACCUACACCUGCAGAGUCACCUCCGUCGGUGGCAACGACUCCCGCAGCGCACACCUCCGAGUCAGGCAGCUGCCCCAUGCCCCUGAGAACCCCACGGCGGUACUGAGCAAAUCAGAGAAGAGAGCGAUCGACCUGGCCUGGGCCAAGCCGUUUGAUGGUAACAGUCCUCUGAUACGCUACAUCCUGGAGGUCUCUGAGAACAAUGCUCCCUGGGCCAUCCUGCUGGCCAACAUCGAGCCAGAGUCCACAGCGGUGACAGUGAACGGUUUGAUCCCGGCACGCUCCUAUCAGUUCCGCCUCUGUGCUGUCAAUGAUGUGGGGAAGGGGCAGUUCAGCAAGGAGACAGACCGUGUCUCUCUCCCGGAGGAGCCACCCAGCGCUCCUCCUCAGAACGUCAUCGCCAGCGGUCGGACUAACCAGUCUAUCAUGAUCCAGUGGCAGCCCCCGCCAGAGAGCCACCAGAACGGCAUCCUCAGAGGAUACAUCGUCAGGUAUCGUCUCACCGGGCUGCCUGUGGACUACCAGAUCAAGAACAUCACCACUCCAGACGUGACCAACCUUCUGCUGGAGGACCUCAUCAUCUGGACUAACUAUGAGAUCGAAGUGGCCGCCUACAACGGAGCCGGUUUGGGUGUUUUCAGCCACAAAGUCACUGAGUGGACUCUGCAGGGAGUUCCCACCAUCGCCCCCGGCAAUGUGCAGGCCGAGGCGGUCAACUCGACAACGAUCCGUUUUACGUGGACAGCCCCGAACCCUCAGUUCAUCAAUGGCAUAAACCAGGGGUACAAGUUGCUGGCCUGGGAGCGCGGCAGGGACAGCGACAUUGCCAUGGUAACAGUAGGACCCAACUUUCAGGACAGCGUCCACGUGGGCUACAUGAUGGGUCUGAAGAAGUUCACAGAGUACUUCACAUCAGUGCUGUGUUUCACCACGCCCGGAGACGGCCCACGCAGCCCACCCCGAGCACUGAGGACACAUGAGGACACCCCCGGUCCUGUAGGCCACCUGAGUUUCACUGAGAUCUUGGACACCUCGCUAAAAGUGAGCUGGAGUGAGCCUAGCGAGAAGAACGGCGUUCUUACAGGCUAUCGCAUUUCAUGGGAGGAGUACAACCGGACGAACACCAGAGUCACCCACUACCUGCCGAAUGUGACUUUAGAGUACAGGGUCACCGGACUCACCGCUCUCACCACCUACACCAUUGAAGUGGCGGGGAUGACCUCCAAAGGCCAGGGCCAGCUGUCCUCCUCCACCAUCUCCUCCGGUGUCCCACCAGAGCUUCCUGGCCCUCCUACCAACAUUGCAAUCUCCAACAUUGGCUCUCGCUCCGUCACCCUGCAGUUCAAACCAGGAUAUGACGGCAAGACAUCCAUUUCUCGAUGGCAGGUGGAGGCUCAGGUGGGUGUUGUGGGAGAAAAUGAAGAUUGGGUGAUGGUUCACCAGGUAACCAAUGAGCCUGAAGCUCGCUCCUUAGAGGUGCCAGGACUCAACCCGUACACCUUCUACAGGUUCAGGAUGCGUCAGGUGAACAUCGUGGGCACCAGUCCUCCCAGCCAGCCCUCCAGAAAGAUCCAGACCCUGCCUGCUCCUCCUGACAUGGCCCCCGCCAACGUCACAUUGCGCACUGCCAGUGAGACCAGCCUCUGGUUACGAUGGAUGCCUUUACCUGAGUGGGAAUAUAAUGGGAUUGCAGAGCAGGUGGGCUACAGGAUUCAGUAUUCCCGUGCUGGCUCUCAAGGUCGAGGGCUGACCCACGUCAUCGCUGACCGUCUGGAGAGAGAGUUCACCAUCGAGGACCUGGAGGAGUGGACGGAGUACGAGGUCAGGGUUCAGGCUGUUAAUGGCAUCGGGAUGGGACCCUGGAGCUCGCCGGUCAAAGGCAGGACGAGGGAGUCUGUCCCCUCCUGUGGACCCACAAAUGUGUCUGCUUUCGCCACCACAUCCAGCAGCAUCCUGGUACGCUGGUUUGAAGUUCCUGAGCCGGAUAGGAACGGUCUCAUUCUGGGCUACAAGGUGGUGUACAAAGAGAAGGACUCUGACAGUGUAGUCCACUUCUGGACAGUGGAGGGAAACGCCACCCACAGUGUCCAGCUGACCGGUCUGGGAAAAUAUGUGCUCUAUGAGAUCCAAGUGCUGGCUUUCACACGUAUUGGAGAUGGACGACCAAGUUCUCCACCCAUCUUGGAGAGGACUUUGGAUGAUGUUCCUGGACCUCCAGUGGGUAUCCUGUUCCCUGAAGUGCGGACUACCUCAGUCAGGCUGAUCUGGCAGUCUCCAUCACAGCCCAAUGGCAUUAUACUUGCCUACCAGAUCACAUACCACCUCAACUCCACAAACAGCAACGCGGCCACUGUGGACGUGCUGAACCCUAGCGCUCGCCAAUACACGGUGACCAACCUGAAGCCGGAGUCGAUCUACGUGUUCCGCAUCACAGCACAGACCAGGAAGGGGUGGGGAGAGGCGGCUGAGGCACUGGUGGUCACCACAGAGAAAAGAGCUCGUCCCCAGCCCACCAGCCGCCCUGUGGUUCUGCAAAAAGACAUCCAGGCCCGCCAGGUCCUGCUGUCAUGGGAGCCGGGCAGUGACGGCCUCUCCCCUGUGCGCUACUACACGGUGCAGCUUAGAGAGCUUCCUGAGAACAACUGGACGGUCCAUUCUGCCUCUGUUAACCACGAGUCCUCCUCUUACAUCGUGUCUAGGCUGAAGCCUUUCACAUCCUACCAGUUCAGAGUGAAAGCCACCAAUGACAUCGGGGACAGCGAGUACAGCGAGGAAAGUGAAGCGAUCACAACACUGCAGGAUGCGCCUGACGAAGCACCCACCAUUCUCUCCGUCACGCCGCACACAACAACAUCAGUACUCAUCCGCUGGAAGCCCCCCUCUGAGGAGAAGAUCAAUGGGAUCUUACUGGGUUUCAGGAUUCGCUAUCGUGAGCUGAUGUACGACCGUCUCCGCAGCUAUUCUGCACAUGCUAUCCACAACAGUGCGUCCACCUGGGCUGAGCUGACUGCCCCUUACAGCAUCCGCAAUCUCAGUGAACCAGCUCUGAACCAGUAUGAACUGGACAAGCUGAGCAAACACAAGCGCUAUGAGAUCCGCAUGAGUGUAUACAAUGCCGUGGGCGAGGGGCCAAACAGCCCGCCACAGGAGGUGUUUGUAGGGGAAGCAGUGCCUACAGCCCCACCACAGAAGGUUGCCAUUCAGUCAGCAACAGCCACCCAGCUGGAUGUGACAUGGGAUCCUCCCCCUGCAGAUGCACAGAAUGGAGACAUCCAGGGCUAUAAGGUUUACUUCUGGGAGUUCCAGCGUAAGAAUGAGACAGAGCGCCUGCGGACUCUGUUCAUGCCAGAGGGAGGAGUAAAGCUGAAGAACCUGACCAGUUAUACCACCUAUAUGAUCAGUGUGGCACCCUUUAAUGCAGCAGGGGACGGACCCCGGAGCCCACCGACGAGAGGACGUACUCAACAAGCAGCUCCCAGUGCUCCCAGCUUCAUCCACUUCAGUGAGCUGACCACCACCUCAGUCAACGUUUCCUGGGGCGAGCCCACCUUCCCUAACGGCAUAAUUGAGGGCUACCGUCUGGUCUAUGAGCCCUCCACGCCUGUAGAUGAGUCCUCAGUGGCCUGUGCCGAAUGUCUCCACUCCCCCUCCCCCCCAGGCGUCAGUAAGACAGUGACGGUGGACGUGAAGGGGAGCGGACCCCUCUGGUUGAAGCUCAGAGACCUGGCCGACGGCAUCACUUACAACUUCCGUAUACGGGCCAAGACGUUCAUCUACGGGCCCGAGGUGGAGGCCAACAUUACCACUGGACCUGGAGAAGGAGCCCCAGGACCUCCAGGAGAGCCCUUCAUUUCACGCUAUGGUUCGGCCCUGACCAUCCACUGGACCAGUGGGGACCAAGGACGUGCUCCCAUCACGCGCUACGUGAUCGAGGCCAGACCUUCAGAUGAGGGAUUGUGGGAUAUCUUAAUCAAGGACAUCCCAAAGGAAGUGACAUCACACACGUUCAACAUGGACAUCCUGAAGCAAGGAGUUAGUUAUGACUUCAGGGUGAUUGGAGUGAAUGACUACGGCUACGGCUCCCCAAGUCUACCUUCUCCUUCCAUAUCAGCCCAAAAAGUGGCUCCUUUCUACGAGGAGUGGUGGUUCCUGGUUGUGGUCGCUCUGGUGGGGCUCAUCUUUAUCCUGCUGCUGGUUUUCAUCCUCAUUAUCAGAGGACAGAGCAAGAAGUACGCCAAGAAAGCUGAUUCAGGUAAUAACUCCAACUGUAACGCUCUAACCCACGGAGACAUGGUGAGCCUAGACGAGGGCCGAUUCCCCGCGCUGGAGCUCAACAACCGACGACUGUCUGUAAAAAACUCCUUCUGCAGGAAGAACGGCGUCUACACCAGAUCUCCUCCUAGGCCCAGUCCAGGCAGUCUUCACUAUUCGGAUGAGGAUGUCAGCACAAAAUACAACGACCUGAUCCCUGCAGAGAGCAGCAGCUUGACUGAAAAACCUUCUGAAAUCUCAGACUCACAGGAGGCGCUGGUGUUUUCAUAUGGGACAGGUGGCCUACAUACACUUCCACUGCAUUUGGGCAGCGACAGCGAGUACGAAGUGGACCCCAACCGCCAGAAGACCCACUCCUUCGUCAACCACUACAUCAGCGACCCCACCUACUACAACUCCUGGCGUCGGCAGCAGAAAGGCAUAUCCCGCGCUCAGGCCUACAGCUACACCGAGUCCGAGUCGGGCGACCCGGAUCACUCUGUCUGCGCCCCGCCGCCGCUGCCUCCUCUACCGCCGCUGCCGCCUCAGCUCAGUUCCCCAAGCCCCCAGCCUCAGCAAGCCCAGGGCCAGCCCCAAGGCCAGGGCAGCCUCUUUAGGCCCAAAGGUAGCCGGACUCCCACCCCUUCCCAGCAGAGCUCCAACCCCCCCAGCCAGCACAGCACCCUGUACAGGCCACCCAGCAGCCUAGCACCCGGCUCACGGGCUCCAAUCGCUGGAUUUUCCUCUUUUGUGUGAGAAAAAGGACAAUGGAAUUUCUGGAAAUAUCUACCCAUCUUGUGUUGAUGGAGAACAUAGCGACACA